AUGGCGGCGUCCUACCUGAACAAACUGAACCCAGUGCCUGGGUUCUCUGAAUACUCCGGGCCAUACAAGGUGGGCACAGUGGACGUCGAGAUACCGGUGGCCGAGCUCGAGUCUCCUGCGCCCGCGCCCGACGGCGUCGACAUCGAAACGGUGCAGUUUCGCAUCUUCUAUCCCGCCCAGCCAGAUUCGAAGGGAAAGAAGAUCACAUGGCUUCCUGCGCCCCAGCGGAACCACCUAUCGGCGUACAUCAAGUUUCUCGGAGUUGGAACACUGGUCGCCGAAGCAGUAUCCUUCCUCCCUCGACAUCUCCACUAUACGACGAUCCCAGUUAUCAAGAAUGCGCCGAUCCUAGAACCCGACACGCCGAAUAAGCGAUGGCCAACUGCCAUAUUCUCACAUGGACUCGGUGGCAGUCGGAACGCCUAUUCACAGAUCGUAGGCUCUCUGGCGUCCCAUGGAGUGGUUGUCAUAUGCCCCGAGCACCGUGACGGGAGCGCGGUUGCGUCAUUCGUCCGGAUACCCUCAGAACAGAACCGCUACUUUAUUCGCAAUACUCGGAAAAUCAUACCGUAUCAGAGAAUACCGCACGACGCUACGGAGGAAGUACAUGAAGCCAGAACAGCACAGCUCCGAAUCAGGCUUUGGGAGCUAGGCUUGAUUCACGAUGCCAUCCUGGGGAUCGAUGAAGGGUUGGCUCGUACUAAUCUAAACACGAGCACUCCGUCCCUUGACCAAUUCGUCAAUCAACUCAACGUUCACGACCCUGGGAGCAUUAUUUUCGCUGGACAUAGUUUUGGGGCUGCAACCAUGGUACAGUUCCUGAAAUCCGUCUACUACGCAGGCUCUCCCGAGGUAGCAGCCAUGGAAACACCCCUCUACAUUCCGUCCCGGGAGUCUUCAGUAUGCAAGCAGGUGACUUGCAAGAACGUGACCAUUCUCCUUGAUAUGUGGUGCUUUCCUUUGUUGGCAAAGAGUGCGAAAGCCUUGUUCAACCUCCCUCUGCCGGUCUAUGCGGACAGCCCAUCUGCACCUGGAGGCAACGGCCUGCUCGCCGUCGAGUCCGAGGCAUUCUUCAAAUGGAAGGAACACCUACACGCCACAGCCCGUGUAUUAUCUCCGGAGCCGUCUGCCAACGUGGUCGAGCCUACGGCUUACGAGCGACACAGCGGUGUCAAGCUCCCGGAGCCGAAUUUCUUUUACGUGCAGCACUCCUCUCACCUCAACCAAUCCGACUUCGGCGUCUUGUUCCCAUGGCUCACGAAGAAGGUGUUUGGUUCCGAGGAGCCGGAGCGCGCACUCAGGCUCAACCUCCGUGCGAUCCUCCAGGUCCUCAGGGUCAAUGAUGUGCCUAUCGCGAGGACAUGGGUUGGCGAUCUCGUCGACGGCACUCAUGUGGGUAAAGCGGGUGCCAGCGGUGAAGGACUGUCGGCCGGAAACAAGGGCCUAGAUGACGGAAUCAAGGACGACAAGGCCAUCUUCGACCGCAGUGGCAACAGCGGCGUAGAAGCUUGGAGCUGGAUCGACAUUGUCGGUAUGGGCGAUCUGGUCGGCGAUUUUGGAGCCACCAAGUCAGACACCACAGCAGUCGAGGCCCAGGAAUCAGAGAUGGCGGAUGAGAUCGAGCCACAGGUUUCCAAUGACCAGGCCGUCAAGGCUGUGGUAACCGCCUCGGCUUGA
Molecule: messenger RNA, 1677 nt
Organism: Neoarthrinium moseri
Lineage: Eukaryota; Fungi; Ascomycota; Sordariomycetes; Amphisphaeriales; Apiosporaceae
Exons: 2
Coding region: 1-1677 (558 amino acids)
Molecular function (GO): 1-alkyl-2-acetylglycerophosphocholine esterase activity
Source: RefSeq, a predicted model, not a curated record